UCACUCACUCACUCUCUCUCUCUCUCUAUAUAUAUGUAUAUAUUGCUAUAUUGUUAUAGCUAGGCGUUGCGAGCUGCGGAAGAUGUGGAGGUUGAAGAUAGGAGAAAGAGGGAAACAUCCGUACAUAUUCAGUACAAAUAACUUUGUGGGGAGGCAGACAUGGGAGUUUCAUUCUGAAGAUGGAAGCCAGGAAGAGAGAGAAGAAGUUGAAGCUGCUCGUCGUAACUACUGCUCUAAUCGCUCACGCUUCAGAGCCUGUUCUGAUCUCCUUUGGCGAUUUCAGUUUUUGAGAGAGAAGAAUUUCAAGCAAAUAAUACCAAGCGUGAAGAUCAAAGAAGAAGAGGAAAUAACAUCUGAGAAAGUUAUAAACACAGUGAAAAGAGCAGCAUAUUACUUGUCAGCACUGCAGUCUAAGGAUGGCCACUGGCCUGCUCAAAUUGCUGGACCCCUCUUCUUUAUACAACCUUUUGUAUUUUGUAUGUAUAUUACAGGACAUCUUGAAAGUGUGUGGCAUAAAGAGUACUGUAAAGAGAUCCUACGUUUCCUAUACAACCACCAGAAUGAAGAUGGAGGGUGGGGACUUCAUAUUGAGGGCCACAGCACUAUGUUCUGCACAGCACUAAGCUACAUAUGCAUUCGCAUUCUUGGAGGUGAUGACCAUGCUUGUGUUAGAGCUCGAAACUGGAUUCUUGAUCGCGGUGGCGUCACCUAUAUACCCUCUUGGGGAAAGACUUGGCUUUGUAUACUUGGUGUAUUUGAAUGGCUUGGAAGCAACCCAAUGCCUCCUGAGUUUUGGCUCUUGCCUUCAUUUCUUCCCAUGCAUCCAGCUAAGAUGUGGUUUUAUUGUCGAUCCGUCUACAUGCCCAUGUCUUACUUGUAUGGAAAAAGGUUUGUGGGUCCAAUAACACCACUUAUUCUCCAGUUGAGACAAGAACUUCAUGUUCAACCUUACCAUCAAAUUGAUUGGAACAAAGCUCGCCACCUUUGUGCCAAGGAGGAUCUAUACUCUCCACGUCCUUUUAUACAAGAUCUCAUGUGGGAUAGCUUAUACAUGCUAACUGAACCACUUUUAACUCGUUGGCCCUUCAACAAAUGGGUUAGAGAGAAGGCCCUUCAGAAAACAAUGAAGCAUGUUCACUAUGAAGAUGAGAAUAGUCGAUACUUUACUGCUGGAUGUGUGGAAAAGUCUCUGUGUAUGGUUGCUUGUUGGGCUGAAGAUCCAAAUGGAGAAGCUUUCAAAAAGCAUCUUGCCAGGGUUCCUGAUUAUUUAUGGGUUUCAGAAGAUGGAAUAACUAUGCAGAGUUUUGGAAGCCAGACAUGGGAUGCUGGCUUUGCUAUUCAAGCAUUGCUUGCCACAGGCCUAACUGAAGAAUUCGCUCCAGCACUUGCAAGAGCACAUUAUUUCAUCAAGGAAUCUCAAGUUAAGAACAACCCUUCUGGUGACUUCAAGAGUAUGUAUCGUCACUUUUCUAAAGGGUCAUGGACCUUCUCUGAUCAAGACCAAGGAGUUCCAGUUUCAGAUUGCACAGCAGAAGCUUUGAAGUGUUGUCUUCUUCUAUCAAAGCUGCCUUCAGAGAUUGUAGGUGAAAAGAUGGAACCUGAGGGAUUGUUUGAUGCAGUCAAUAUACUAUUGUCAUUUCAGAGUGAAAAAGGUGGUUUAACAGUUUGGGAACCAAUCAGAGGUCAAGAUUGGUUGGAAGUGUUGAAUCCUAUUGAAUUUCUGGAGAAUAUUGUAGUGGAGCAUGAAUAUGUUGAGUGCACUGGGGCAGCAAUACAGGCUUUAGUGUUGUUUAAAGAGCUAUAUCCAACACACAGAAACAAAGAGAUUGAGAAUUUCAUUGAGAAUGCUGUAAGAUACAUAGAAGAUACUCAGACAGAAGAUGGUUCUUGGUAUGGGAAUUGGGGAAUUUGCUUCAUCUAUGGAACAUUGUUUGCACUUGGUGGGCUUGUUGCUGCUGGCAAAACUUAUCAAACUUGUGCUUCCAUUCGCAAAGCUGCCAACUUUCUUCUCACAACACAAAAAAAAGAUGGUGGGUGGGGAGAGAGCUAUCUUUCAUGCCCUAAAAAGAAGUACGUACCACUUGAAGGAAGCCGAUCAACUGUGGUGCAAACAGCAUGGGCUAUGAUGGGUCUUAUCUAUGCUGGCCAAGCAGAGAGAGACCCAACUCCUCUUCAUCGGGCAGCAAAAAAUUUAAUUAAUUCUCAAUUAGAAGACGGGGACUGGCCACAACAAGAAUCCACGGGAGUAUUCAUGAGGAAUUGCAUGAUGCAUUAUCCAAUGUAUAGAAACGUCUUCCCACUGUGGGCUCUCUGUGAAUAUUACAAGCGAGCUCCAUGUCACAAGUAAUGUUGGCAACCUUCGUUCUGCAGAUUAACAUAGUACUAAAACUCAGCUGGAAUUGGCAGAUCACACCAAUAAAUCAGUUUCC
Molecule: messenger RNA, 2429 nt
Organism: Neltuma alba
Lineage: Eukaryota; Viridiplantae; Streptophyta; Magnoliopsida; Fabales; Fabaceae
Product: beta-amyrin synthase
Exons: 16
Coding region: 83-2347 (754 amino acids)
Biological process (GO): triterpenoid biosynthetic process
Cellular component (GO): lipid droplet
Molecular function (GO): beta-amyrin synthase activity
Source: RefSeq, a predicted model, not a curated record